UUGUAUUUGGAAUCCCAAGCGAAGAGUGGUAUUCGGUGCCGGUGUUUGCUGCGCUAUGCCGAAUAAGAAGGCGUCCCGGAACGCUUACUUUUAUUUCGCGUUGGAUAUGAUUCCGGAGCUGAGGCGCCGCGGGCUGGAGGUGUCUGGGGUGCGGGAGGCGAUACCACAUUGCUCCGAAUACUGGGCGUUGUUAUCGGUCGAAGAAAAGGAAAAAUAUUCAGAAAAGGCACGGGGAUAUAAAGGCAAAUCGGUGGAGCCGACACUUCCACGUAACUACCCUGACAACUGGGGCCAAAGAGAGGAGCCGAGGAAAGAGACAUUGUAUGCUCAAGGAGACGGUGCACAAGUUGUGUCAUUGUAUAAGCAAAAUAAAGGGAUGGACCAAAAUGUGUUUUACUUCCUGGACAUAUUCAGUCACGGAGAGAUGCCGGCCAUGUGUGAGCAGAGGUUUGUUCCUUGUGAGAUUGGCUGCGUGAGAUAUUCUCUGCGCGAUGGCAUCAUGGGCAGCUUCCACGAGUUCAUAGAUCCUGGAGAGCUGCCACGUGGGUUCCGCUAUCAUUGUCAGAACGGAAGUGCAGCAACUCAUCAGAUUCCCAUCUCUGGAUUUGAGCUCGCUAAUAAUGACUACCAUAACAUGUUUCGUGGCCUCUGUGAUUUUGUUAGUCCGGCCCCUGCCAUGAAGGCACCCGUAUUUUGCAAGGCAAACGAUGCGUACCGAAUUAAAUGGUGUCUACAGUGGCUGGCUAAGAAGGCAGGGAUGGAUAAUAAAUUUGAGCUGAAUGAAGUAGAAAGUUUAAUUAUGAAACUUUAUAAGGAAAAGCUUGAAGAGCCGUCUCGAGCCAGUGUUUGCCGCAUGCUUGACGUAGUUCACUGGGAUUACGCAAGUAACACGAGAUGCGAAUGGCAUGAGGAAAAUGAUAUGUGGUGCUGCGCUCUUGCAAGCUGUAAGAAGAUGACCUACUGCAUAAGCAAAGCCCUGGCAUCUGUUUACGGUAUCACAAUUACAUCUGCGCAUUUGCCGAGCAACGAUGUUGUGAACGACGAGCAUGCUGGGAACGAGAAAAUUAUUGUUCUUGAUGCAAAACGUUUCCAAAAGCAGACUAAUAGGGGUCCGAAGUAUUCCAGCGACUAUCUUGAGAGAAGUCCCUCAGAACCCGGUGGGGUGCACCAGUCCCGAGGAUGCGUUGGGCGCGGACGGGGCAUUCUCAGACUCCUGGAAAGCUUUGCGAUUUCACAGAAUAAAAGCGGAUGAAGCAGCACGCUUAAUACUGGUAUAAACAGUAAAUGUAAGAAUGUUCGUUUGAUAUUGACAUAAUUUCCGGUUUAUAGCACUUGGUAGGAUGGCUACUUGCAGAGGUUUCCUUUGUUGGCAAAAUAAAGCCUAUUACUUGUAAAUAGAAGUGAUUCUAUUGUGUUCUAAAUUAGUGACAAAAGUUUCCAUGUCUUGAUUUUUCUUAGUGUUUUGAUAAAUAAUUUGUGUGCAGACAUUCAGUAUUCCUAUGUAGUUAUUGGUGUGUUUAAAGGAACAUAAUCACAGUAUCACGAAUGUUACAUCCUAGAUUAUCCCUCCACCUCUUGUCGUUUGGUUCUGUAUUAAAAGCAACAU
Spea bombifrons (plains spadefoot toad) is the source of this 1606-nucleotide messenger RNA. RefSeq names its product maelstrom spermatogenic transposon silencer (gene MAEL). Gene Ontology annotation, biological process: negative regulation of DNA-templated transcription; piRNA processing; male meiotic nuclear division. The record is from RefSeq and is a predicted model, not a curated record. Gene Ontology annotation, cellular component: P granule; nucleus. The transcript has 12 exons. Gene Ontology annotation, molecular function: sequence-specific DNA binding. Bases 56 to 1252 code for a protein of 398 amino acids. NCBI's taxonomy places the organism in Eukaryota, Metazoa, Chordata, Amphibia, Anura, Pelobatidae.